GCUGCCCUGCACACCACAUCGACUGUCGCUGCGACACGUGAUCCGACCCGCGACCACCGCAAUGGCACCCAAAAGCCCCGCCCGCAAGAACACGGCGCGUCCGUCGCGUGGAGGGCGAGCAAGCACCGGCUCGCGGAGGGAAUCUGGCAAACGAGUCGGCCAGCCCGGCCCCGCGCCAGAACGCAAGAAGUCGCGUUAUAAGCCCGGCACCGUCGCCCUGCGCGAGAUCAAAAGAUACCAAAAGUCGACCGACUUGCUGCUGCUGAAGCUGCCCUUUCAGCGUCUGGUGCGAGAGAUUGCGCAAACCGUCACCGACGACGAUGGCGCGACGAGAUGGCAGAGUCAGGCUAUCAUGGCUCUGCAGGAAGCAACCGAGGCUUUCCUCGUCAACCUCUUCCACGACGCAAAUCUCUGUGCUAUCCACGCCAAGCGCGUUACUAUUCAGCAAAAGGACAUACAACUCGCACGCCGUCUGCGCGCAGCGUGGGGCAACCCUGUUUGAGCAAGAGCGCCAUGUUGCUGGCAGAUACCCUUUGUUCGAAUCUUGUGGCAUGUGGGGAUGAGCAGUUCGUGUGCAGACUAGGACCGUGUUUUGGGGACAGACAAGUCACUCGGCGUUUUGAGGCGCUGCGCUUCGUCUUGGUAGAGAUAAAUCUGGAUGUUUUUUUGUCAUUGAUUUGUAACUGUAGCAUGAAUUCGAUAUAGGUAGUUUUAUAAAUUCAAACCACCUCGCAG
This is a messenger RNA of Dothidotthia symphoricarpi CBS 119687, 735 nucleotides long. RefSeq names its product histone H3. The record is from RefSeq and is a predicted model, not a curated record. NCBI's taxonomy places the organism in Eukaryota, Fungi, Ascomycota, Dothideomycetes, Pleosporales, Dothidotthiaceae. The transcript is spliced from 3 exons. Gene Ontology annotation, molecular function: DNA binding; protein heterodimerization activity; structural constituent of chromatin. The coding region runs from base 62 to 502 and encodes 146 amino acids. Gene Ontology annotation, cellular component: nucleosome.